Molecule: messenger RNA, 1640 nt
Organism: Phyllotreta striolata
Lineage: Eukaryota; Metazoa; Arthropoda; Insecta; Coleoptera; Chrysomelidae
Source: the annotation of a GenBank genome assembly
GUCAAAUAUUAUUUUUCAAAUGAUUUUUUUGGUUUAGUGUUUAAAGUUUAUUAUUGUAUAUUGUUAUCUAACUAAUAAUAAUAAAAUUAAGGACAUUUGGAGUGUACAGCCAUCACUAUAGUUACCACAAUGUCAUAUCAAGACGAUGAAGAGGGUGUGCCAUUCGAUGGUACAACUGGAUCUUUCCCUAAGAAUUUUGGCUACGGGCCUUACGAUGGCGAUCAUGACAUAAUCUCAUCUUCAGGAGAUCAAAAACCUAGGAUCCUUUUAAUGGGCCUCAGAAGGUCUGGAAAAUCCUCCAUUCAGAAAGUAGUUUUCCAUAAAAUGUCACCGAACGAAACUCUAUUCCUAGGCAGUACAAAUAAAAUCGUAAAAGACGAUAUUAAUAACUCAAGUUUCGUACAAUUCCAAAUAUGGGAUUUCCCUGGCCAGAUCGAUUUCUUUGAUUCGAGUUUCGAUUACGACACGAUCUUCGGCGGAUGCGGUGCUUUAAUUUUUGUAAUAGAUGCUCAGGAUGAUUAUAUCGAAGCUUUGAACAAAUUAAAUCUCACUGUAACGAAAGCGUACAAAAUCAAUCAAAACAUUAGAUUCGAAGUGUUUAUACAUAAAGUCGAUGGAUUAGGGGACGAUUUCAAAAUGGAAUCCCAAAGAGACAUUCACCAGAGGGCUGCAGAUGAUUUAACUGAUUCAGGUUACGAUCAGAUCCAUCUAAGUUUCCACUUGACAUCGAUCUACGAUCACUCGAUUUUCGAGGCGUUCUCAAAGGUCGUGCAGAAGUUGAUACCUCAACUGCCCGCUUUGGAAAACCUACUUAAUAUCCUCAACACUAAUUCUGCUAUAGAAAAAUCAUUCCUCUUCGAUGUAGUGUCUAAAAUCUACAUCGCGACUGACUCGACGCCCGUAGAUAUGCAAAGUUACGAAUUAUGUUGUGAUAUGAUCGAUGUAGUGAUAGAUUUGUCUUCGAUUUACGGCAUUAAGGAAGAACAAGAUUCCGCAGCCUUCGAUGAAAUAAGUUCGAGCUUAAUAAAGUUAAAUAACGGUACCAUUCUAUACUUGAGAGAAGUCAAUAAAUUCCUUGCCUUGGUGUGUAUAUUACGCGAAGAUAAUUUUGUAAGCAAAGGUAUAAUCGAUUAUAAUUUCUUGUGUUUCCGGAAGGCCAUACAGCAAGUUUUCGAGUUGAGGAAUAAGAACAAUUCCUCUCCUGUGGCGAACGUCAUAGAAGGAAGUCCUGUGGUGAACGGUACGAAUAUAGCAGGAGAGGAAUUGUCGACGUAAAUUACUUAAUUUGCGUGAGAGCAAAAUGGCGUACCUGCGUAAUUUUUUCGAUUUUAAUUCGUAAUAAAUCCGGAGAGUUUUUCGAUAUUCGAAGGGAACUAAAUAUACAUCUGUAACUGAUAAUUUAUUUUUCUGGCUAUUUCUACUUUAACGUUGUUAAUUGUAUUUUUGUGCAGUUAAGUAAUGUAUAUAUUUGUAUGCUCAAAAGUUAAUUUCGUUAUUGUUUGUUCAUAUAAGAUCGCAGCGGGAAUUCUGGAACGAAAUCUGUUUAUAACAUUUGUACAAUUACAAGAUUCAUAUUUUCCUGUAAAUAUAUUCCUUGCUACUUCGACUAGAUCUAACAAUACCGUUUUAUUUUAUUUUUU